UUUCCAACAUCAUCACCAUUUUUUUUAAUCGAUCUAUUUGUUCUUUCCUUUUCGUUCUCUUUGCUUUUUGUUUGUAAUGGGGUCAUAUUUGUUUUUGUCGAUAAGAAGAGUACAACACAACCUUAUUAAUAAGCAUUUGAAAUACGUAUGUAUGCAUGCUCAAUUAAUUUUCCCACAUUGAUUGUCAUAGCUACCGUAUACUUUCUCGGCAAAGUGCUUUCACUUAUAUAUAUACCCAUUGCUUUCACUUAAUUUGGAUGAUAUGAUUUUAGGGCGGAGGAUGGUGUUAUACUUUCGAUGAUUGUGUGAAUUAUACAAACAAAAACUUUUUUAACCAAACUGCUGGACUUCAAAAAUUUAGCGGUAUAUUGAGUUCCGACAAGAUGCAAAACCCAGGUUGCAAUUUUAUAUAUUUGUAUAUAUUUUUGAUUAUUAAUUAGUAAUACUCUCUCUUAUUGUACUUUACUUUUAUAUAUAACUAACACCGAAAUGUGUUUAGAUUUUUUCAAUUGGAAUAAAGUAAUGAUCAGGUACCGCGAUGGUUCAUCAUUUACUGGAAACUCAAAAAAAAAAGAGAAGAUAUAACGGCACUAAACUAUAUUUUAAAGGAGCUAGGAUUUUUGAAUCCACUUUGAAGGUGAUGUUGAAAAAGGGAAUGAAGCCGGCAAAGAAUGCUCUUUUGGUUGGGGAGUCCGCGGGAGGAGUGGCUGCCAUGUUGCAAUGUGAUAGAUUCCGACAGAAAUUUUCAAACUCCACUUAUGUCAAAUGCCUUUCGGAUGGUGGAUAUUUUCUUGCGGCGAAAAAGCACAACUUUGGGAGUAGAAGUUUCCUUUUGUCCAUCUUUGAAGGAGUGGUGAAUUUACAUAGACCAACCAAAAUGUUACCCAAAUCUUGCACCUCCAAAUUCACUCCUCAAAUGUGCUUUUUCGCACAAAAUGUGCAAGAUAUUCAAACCCCAAUUUUCUUCCAUCAUGUCGAAAUUUGAUUAUGUUGAGAUUUGCGAUUGGAGCUGUUGGAUGUGUUACCUGAACAAGACAACAGUUCAUCAACAGGAUUCUUGAUCGUAUCUAGUUAUGGUCAUGUGCAUACACUAUCUGCUCAUUGGUAUGAGCCCGCUGCGGGAACUAACAAGGUACUUAAAAAGUAUUAAUAUUAUAAUAAUUAACAAUAAAUUAUGUAUAAA
Ipomoea triloba (trilobed morning glory) is the source of this 1183-nucleotide messenger RNA. Its product is annotated as pectin acetylesterase 8-like. The transcript is spliced from 7 exons. NCBI's taxonomy places the organism in Eukaryota, Viridiplantae, Streptophyta, Magnoliopsida, Solanales, Convolvulaceae. Gene Ontology annotation, molecular function: pectin acetylesterase activity. Gene Ontology annotation, cellular component: plant-type cell wall. The coding region runs from base 539 to 985 and encodes 148 amino acids. Gene Ontology annotation, biological process: cell wall organization. The record is from RefSeq and is a predicted model, not a curated record.